AUGACCGUCGUCGAAACCCAAUUGCUUGCCUGGAAAGACCCUAAUAGCACUGUUUUAGUGGGUGAAUGCGUAUCUGGUUUGGAAACUUCAAUCAAGGAUUUGAUUGAUCAAGUCGACCGUGGAUCGGUUCCCGAGGAUUUGAGGGAGGUGAAGUUUGUUACUAUACCGCCAUUUUACAUGUUUCGCAACUUGCUUUGGGAGGAAGUCGAACGGAAGGUUAGGGUUGGUCGACGAGUACUAUUGUUCGGCGAGCACGUGAUUAUGGAGAUCGGGCGUUUGGUUCGGGGGAUUGGGGAGGAUGAAAGGUUUUGGCUAAUGGGGGUCGCUACUCUCGAGACAUACAUGAGUUGUAGAAAUGGGUAUAUUUCGCUCGAGAGCGUUUGGAGCUGCAUCCGAUCACGAUCCCGGGUGAUAGUUUGGGGUUUAGUCUCGUUUCUCAAAGGACGCCGGAAAAAGUUGCGAAGCAGUGGACUCACUGUUUGUCCACAGAUCUAUAACUGGCACCCCUCCAAAUCUUCUUGCACUAUCAUCCUUGAUAAUUUUACCUCCAAAAUGACAGAUUGGGGCCCGGUGUUUGUGGCGGUGGUUCUAUUCGUGCUCCUGACUCCGGGCCUGCUUAUUCAGAUCCCGGCCCGCAGCCGCUUCGUGGCCUUCGGCAGCUUGGAAACCAGCGGGCUUUCCAUACUGGUCCACUCCAUUCUUUACUUCCUUCUCAUCUGUAUUUUCUUGCUUGCUAUUGGUGUUCACAUGUACAUGGGCUAA
Molecule: messenger RNA, 762 nt
Organism: Striga asiatica
Lineage: Eukaryota; Viridiplantae; Streptophyta; Magnoliopsida; Lamiales; Orobanchaceae
Source: the annotation of a GenBank genome assembly